Messenger RNA from Aspergillus viridinutans, 5379 nucleotides. RefSeq names its product non-reducing polyketide synthase tpcC (gene tpcC). Lineage: Eukaryota; Fungi; Ascomycota; Eurotiomycetes; Eurotiales; Aspergillaceae. Bases 1 to 5379 code for a protein of 1792 amino acids. Gene Ontology annotation, biological process: fatty acid biosynthetic process; secondary metabolite biosynthetic process. Gene Ontology annotation, molecular function: phosphopantetheine binding; 3-oxoacyl-[acyl-carrier-protein] synthase activity; fatty acid synthase activity. The record is from RefSeq and is a predicted model, not a curated record. The transcript has 4 exons.
AUGGUGAUCUAUACACCUUCCCGCUCUGACGCUGAAGGUGAAAGAGAGCCUGUCAAUCUUCAAGUUCUUUACUUCUCCAAUGAGCUCCCUCACGAUGGCCUGCAUACCCUCUUUCGGAACCUGCACCGUCACAGUAAGGAUCGAAGACAUCCUCUCCUCGCCCGCUUCCUCGAGGAAGCCACCCUCGCUCUUCACGAGGAGGUGUGGGACUUGUCCGCCAGCCUAAAUCAACUGGUGCCCCCUUUUGAGUCGAUCCUCAACUUCGCCGCCUUUACCGACCUGCGUCAAGGUCCUCUGUGUGGUUCGGUGGAGGGCGUUCUUCUCUGUACAGUUCAGCUAGGAACCUUGAUCGGAUACUAUGAGCGGUAUCCGGAAGCCUUCAAUCAUGAUAGAAUGAACACGGUGCUGACCGGCCUCGGAACGGGCCUUCUGUCUACUGCUGCCCUUUCGUUGGCUCCCACAGUGGCGGAUCUUCCCUUAUCCGCCGCACAAGUGGUCCGGCAGGCUUUCCGUCUGGGAAUCCUGGUCGACGAGGUCUCUCAAAAUCUGCAGCUUCGCGACACGACGAGCACCGGCACGCCAGACUCUUGGGCGUAUGUGAUACCCGGGGUCACCGCCGAGGAGAUCCAGCAAGACCUUGACUUACUCCAGGACCAGACUCCCGACACCAGCAAGGUCUUCAUCAGCGCGGCGAGUGCAUCGUCGGUCACGGUCAGUGGUCCGCCAGCCCGGCUGAAGGAACUCUUCCGUACGUCCUACGUCUUCAGCAACCGCAAAUACGUGCAGUUGCCAGUGUAUGGAGGCCUGUGCCACGCGAGUCGGGUCUACCACGAAGAGGACGUGCAUCGUGUCGUUCGGACGCUGUCGAUGGCGACCCUCGACGCCCGGACCGGGCCGCGCAUCCCAAUCUUGGCUACGAGCACAGGGAAGCCCUUCGAAGGCAAGAACGCGACGGAUAUGUUCGAGCACAUCAUCCACGAAAUACUCACACGGAGAAUCCAGUGGGGGGAGGUCGUCCGGGGCGUCGUGCAGCAGGCAGAAGGCAUGGGAGCGGUGCAAUGCCACUUGGUGGUCUUCCAGAAUUCGCUCCCCAGCCAUGACCUAAUGGCGGCCCUGAAGGAAAUUGAACCGGCCAUUGAGGUCUCGACAGAGGAGAUCAUUUCCCGGUUGCACGGGAACCAAAACCUAGCGGACGAUCUCGGGCCUCGAGGUCCCCUUCAAUCCAAGAUCGCCAUUGUGGGCAUGGCUUGCCGGUUGCCGGGAGGGGCGACCGACACUGAAACGUUCUGGGAGCUGCUGGAAAGCGGGCUUGAUGUACAUCGCAAGAUCCCAGCUGACCGCUUCAAUGUCGAGACGCACUAUGAUCCAAGCCAAAAGAGGCUGAAUUGCAGCUGGACCCCCUAUGGGUGCUUUAUCGACGAGCCGGGCUUGUUUGAUGCUCCCUUCUUCAAUAUGUCUCCGCGGGAGGCCGAGCAGACGGAUCCAAUGCAGCGCCUCGCCCUGGUGACUGCCUAUGAGGCGCUGGAGAGAGCUGGUUAUGUCGCCAACCGCACAGCAUCGACCAGGUUGCACCGCAUUGGAACCUUCUAUGGCCAAGCAAGCGAUGACUAUCGGGAAGUCAACACGGCGCAGGAGAUCAGCACGUAUUUUAUUCCCGGUGGAUGCCGAGCGUUUGGCCCUGGGCGUAUCAACUAUUUCUUCAAGUUUGCCGGGCCAAGCUUUAGUAUAGAUACCGCCUGCUCCUCGAGCUUGGCCACCAUCCAGGCUGCCUGUACCUCGCUGUGCAAUGGGGAAACGGACAUGAUCGUGGCUGGUGGGAUGAAUGUGUUGACCAACUCAGACGCGUUUGCUGGCCUCAGCAACGGCCAUUUCCUGUCCAAAGGCCCAAAUGCCUGCAAGACAUGGGACUGCGAGGCGGACGGUUACUGCCGCGCUGAUGCAGUGGCAUCCAUUGUGCUGAAACGCCUAGAUGAUGCCGAGGCAGACAAUGACAAUAUUCUGGGGGUCAUCGUGGGCGCGGGCACCAAUCAUUCUGCUGAGGCUGUCUCCAUCACGCAUCCUCAUACCGGCCACCAGGCAGAUCUGAGUCGGCUAGUGUUGAACCGCGCCGGGGUCGAUCCCCUGGAUGUUAGCUUCGUGGAGAUGCAUGGCACUGGCACACAAGCCGGUGACAUGGAGGAGAUCCAAUCUGUGAUGAAUGUGUUUGCACCACUCACCAAGCACCGGAGUGUGAAGAACCCCCUGUAUAUUGGAGCUGUUAAGUCUAAUAUUGGCCACAGUGAGGCUGCAGCUGGAGUGACUGCGCUGAUGAAGGUGCUACUAAUGAUGCAGAAGAAUGUAAUUCCACAGCAUGUUGGUAUUAAGAAUACACUCAACCCCAAGUUCCCCAAGGACAUGGAGGCGCGGAACAUCCACAUCCCGUACACAAAGACCGACUGGCCGCGCCCGGCCGGGAAGAGGCGCCUGGCGGUCAUAAACAACUUCAGCGCGGCCGGAGGCAACACGAGCGUGGUAAUCGAGGACGGGCCAGUGCCCAUCAGAGUCGGGACAGACUCCCGUCCCAUGCAUGUCGUUUCUGUCGGGGCUAAGAGCAAAGUUUCCCUCCGCGGCAAUAUUGAGCGGCUGCUAGCAUAUCUCGAACAGCACCCCGAUGUCGCCCUGGCUGAUCUUUCCUAUACUACUACCGCUCGCCGUUACCACCAUAAUCACCGUGUGGCCAUUGCGGCUGCAGAUAUCGGGCAGGUGCGAAAGCAACUGUCGUCUGCUCUGGCUACUGUUGAUUUACACAGGCCAGUCUCCAUGAUGGAGCCACCCCCCAUCGCCUUUGCGUUCACUGGCCAGGGAGCAUCUUUUAAAUCCUACAAUCUUGAGCUGUUCCAUCAGGCACCAUACUUCCGUGCCCAGAUCCUGCAGCUCGAUGCCAUUGCCCAACGCCAGGGAUUCCCAUCCUUCCUCUCCGUUUUAGACGGAAGUCCUCAGAACCAUCUCCAUUCCCCAGUCACCACGCAGCUGGCGCAGAUCUGCACACAGAUUGCACUAGCCCGAUAUUGGGCUACGCUGGGCGUGAAACCGGAUGUGCUUAUUGGGCACAGUCUAGGUGAGUACGCUGCUCUGCAAGUUGCUGGUGUCCUGUCUGCCAGUGAUGUGAUUUUUAUAGUCGGCAACCGGGCCCGGAUGUUGGAGCAAAGAUGUCAGGUUGGCAGUCACAAGAUGGUGGCUGUGCGCGGCUCCGUGGAGCAGAUCCAGCAGAUUGCUGGCGGCCGUCCAUACGAGAUUGCGUGCAUCAAUGGGCCCACAGACACGGUGCUGAGCGGCACAGUAGGCGAGAUGGAUGGCUUGCUCCCAAUCCUAGAGCAAGCUGGAUACAAGUGUUUCGGUCUGGAUGUUGCCUUUGCGUUCCACUCAGCCCAAGUAGAUCCCAUCCUAGAUGACUUUGAGGCGCUUAUUACCAGUGGCGUUCUCUUCCAACCCCCGCAAAUCCCAGUCAUCUCUCCCCUCCUUACCAAGGUGGUCUUUGAUGACAAGUCCAUUAAUGCCACGUACAUGCAGCGUGCAAUCCGCGAGGUGGUAAACUUCCGGUCUGCCUUGGAGGCAGCGUACGAGAUGGGUGCCAUUAAUGACGAGACGGCAUGGAUUGAGAUCGGGCCGCAUCCAGUCUGCAUGGGCUUCGUCCGGGCGACGCUGACGUCCAGAGUCCCCGCAACUGUGGCGUCUUUGCGGCGCGGAGAGAAUAACUGGAUCGCCCUAGCGCAGAGUCUGGCCACGCUGCAUUGUGCGGGGGUUCCGAUUGCCUGGAACGAGUUCCACCGGCCGUUUGAGCCAGCACUCCGACUUCUUGACCUGCCGUCAUACGCCUGGAACGACAAGACCUACUGGAUCCAGUACAAGGGUGACUGGGCGCUCACCAAAGGGAACAUCUUGUACGACGCAGAAAAGGGGCUCUGCGGGCCCCGCGGAAACCCAGUGAAGUGCAAAUCCAGCCUCAGCACGUCGACAGUCCACCGGAUUGUGGAUGAGAGCUUUAUCGGCGCGGCGGGCACCGUGGUGAUGCAGGCGGAUCUGAUGCAAGCGGAUUUCCGGGCGGCCGCGUGGGGACAUAAGAUGAACAACUGCGGCGUGGUGACUUCGUCCAUUCACGCUGACAUUGCAUACACCCUGGGCGGGUACCUCUACAAGAAGCUCCAGCCCCGUUGCACCGAAGUGCACAUGAAUAUCGCCAACCUCGAGGUGCUAAAAGCUCUCGUGGCGAAUAACAAACCGGACAAGCCCCAGCUCAUCCAAGUGUCAGUGUCGACGACUGACAGCCAUACCGCGCACAUGAAAUGGUUCAAUGUGCAGCCCAACGGCGCAGUACAGGAGCCCUUCGCCAGCGCGACCCUCAUCUAUGGGGCCCCCGGCGACUGGCUCGCCUCGUGGGCACCACUCGCCCAUCUCGUGCAGGGGCGCAUUGAGCAGCUGAACCAGCUCGCCAGCAAGGGUAUUGCCACGCGCUUCAGCCACAAGAUGGCAUACCAGCUCUUUGCAAACAGCCUCGUGGACUACGCGUCCAAGUACCGCGGCAUGCAGUCUGUUGUGCUCCACGAGCUGGAGGCGUACGCAGAUGUGCAGCUCUCGCGCGAGCAGGGCGGGUCCUGGACCGUGCCUCCAUACUUCAUCGACAGCGUGGCCCACCUUGCCGGGUUCAUCAUGAAUGUCUCGGAUGCCGUCGACACCAAGAACUACUUCUGUGUCACGCCCGGCUGGCGGUCGAUGCGCUUCGCCAGACCACUGGUUGCCGGUAACAAGUAUCAGUCAUACGUCAAGAUGAUUCCUACCGCCGACGAUAGCUCCAUCUACCUGGGCGACGUCUACGUGCUGCAAGACGGAGUGAUCGUGGGCACAGUGGGCGGCAUCCAAUUCCGCCGGUAUCCGCGCAUCCUGCUGAGCCGGUUCUUCUCCGCACCAGAUGAUCCGAGUGCGCCGCCGGUUACCACGGCGGCGCCAGCGGUGGCACAGGUCCCCGCUGUGGUGCCCAGGGCGACCACCAGCGCCACGCAGCAGGCUCCUGCAGCUCGCGCUCCUCGGUCUCUUCUGCCCUAUAAUCCUGCUCCGCUCCCCACUCCUCCCGCAGCCACAGGUCCCACCCAGUCCCCUCUAGCCGAACAGGCCGACGCCAUCACGACAAGUGCCUUACAGAUCAUCGCCGAUGAAGCGGGGCUAGAACUAGCUGACCUGACGAAUGAUCGCGACUUCGCGGGCCUGGGCAUCGACUCUCUCAUGAGCCUCGUGAUUGCUGAGAAGUUCCGGGAGCAGCUGCGCGUGGUGGUGUCGGGCAGUCUGUUCCUCGAGUAUCCGACGAUUGGAGACUUACGGUCUUGGCUGGAAGAGUAUUAUAGUUGA